AUGGAGGGCAAGAUGUCAAGAAACAAGGAAUUCUGCGAAAGUUACAAACAAUUUUUGAGAGAGUAUGAACAACAAGGUCACAUGUCUCUAGUUACAAAACACAAUGAAGAACCAUCGUGCUAUCUCCCUCAUCACGGUGUGUUGAAAAUUGAGUCGACUACAACUAAGCUUCGAACCGUCUUCAAUGCAUCCUCGAAAACAUCAACCGGGCGCAGUCUCAACGAUUUAAUGGAGCGCGGUCCUAAUCUACAAAAGGAUCUACAGCAUCUCAUCUUGGUAUGGCGUCAACACAAAUACGUUAUAACCGCUGAUAUCGAGAAGAUGUUUCGCCAAAUAAAUAUUCGUGAACCCGAUCAACAUUUACAACGCAUUAUAUGGAGGAGCACACCGUUGGAACCACUAAAGGAGUAUCAGCUUACAACUGUUACCUACGGGACAAAGGCGGCUCCUUACCUGGCAAUGCGCACUCUAAAACAGCUGGCCUUGGACGACGCGCAUAAGUUCCCCUUGGCUGCUGCUGCACUGAUGUCGUCAUUCUACAUGGAUGACCUACUUGAAGGCUGUGACGAAAUAUCUCAAGCUAAACAACUGCAACAAGAGAUUAUCGACAUACUCAAGGGAGCUGGAAUGAAUAUUCGCAAGUGGUCCAGUAAUACUCACGAACUCAUUGAAGAUUUGGCAGCAGAACAACUAGAUGCGCCACUCGACUUCAAGAGCUCUGAGAACAGAAAAACCUUGGGCCUACGUUGGAACCCUACUUCGGACACCUUCUCAUUCAAAAACAUAUUUCAACAAGAAACAACUGACAACACAAUAACAAAGAGACAGUUGUUAUCAGAGAUCUCUAAGAUCUUCGACCCAUACCUAGGAGAUAAAAACAAAUAUUCAGUACAUGGCUUCUGCGACGCGUCAGAAAAAGCAUACGCCUGCGCUGUAUACGUCACUACUACAAAUUCUAAGGGCGAAGUCACAUCGACGCUUGUGACUGCAAAGACAAAAUUGGCACCUUUGAAAAAUAAGUUAUCUCUACCUAAACUGGAACUUUGCGGCGCGCUCUUACUAUCACAGCUCAUAAAAAAGGUAGUUGAAACAUUACCACAGCAAGCUAUAAUAUACGCAUGGACCGAUUCCAUGGUGGUACUUGGUUGGCUCAAUGGAGACAUCAAUAGAUGGAAAUUGUUCGUUGCCAACAGAGUUCGAACAAUACUUACCGUCAUCCCAUCAUCAGCUUGGCAUCACGUCCGAUCUGAAGAUAAUGCAGCAGAUUGCGCUACAAGAGGACUGACAUCGCUACAGUUGUCAGAACAAACCUUGUGGUGGCAGGGCCCCCAUUGGUUGGUUACAUUUGAUCCGAACAGUAUCAAAGAUAACACAUACCAACCACCUGCGUUAGAAACCAAGAAAUCGAAUGUGAACGUGGCCUUAACUUAUAAAAACGAUUUAGUUGUACAAUUAUUACAUGAGUGCAGCUCGACACUACGCAUGGCAACAACAAUCGGCUGGCUAUCACGUUUCACACAGUGGUUGCGCAAUAAACAAAUACCACGACAAAGUUACCUAUCCACGACGGAAAUGCAAUGCGCCCUCAAUUUGAUUAUAAAGACUGUUCAAUCAAUGGAAUUUGAAGACGAGAUUGAACAACUUCAGAAUCAGAAUAAAGUCAAGAGUUGCAGUAAAUUGGCGAGCCUUAACCCUUACAUCGACCCUCAUGAUGGAUUGCUUCGGGUAGGCGGGAGAUUAAACAACUCGUCACUUAGUCAAUCAUCAAAGCAUCCGAUAAUAUUAUCAAGUCACAGCAAAUUUACCGAGCUUAUUAUACAACAGGCUCACACUGUCACGCUACACGGCGGACCAAGCUUGACACUGUCUUACAUACGAGACAAAUAUUGGAUACUAAGUGGGCUUCGGACUGUAAAGAGAGAGCUACGCAAAUGUGUUAAAUGUCGGCGAUUCAAGGAAGAGAAAAAGACGCAGAUGAUGGCGGACCUACCACAGCCCCGUGUCACACCCUCGCGCCCUUUCACACAUACUGGAGUUGACUUCACCGGUCACUUUGACAUCAGAGCCAACAAGGGGCGUGGUGUGCGAACACAUAAAGGAUACGUGGCGGUCUUCGUCUGCUUAGCAACAAAGGCCGUUCAUUUGGAAUUGGUGUCUGAUCUUUCCACACCUGGGUUUCUGGCUGCAUUUCGACGUUUUUGCGCUAGAAGAUCAGUACCUAAACACAUGUACAGUGAUCAAGGAAGAAACUUUAUUGGAGCGAAUAAAGUAUUGAAAAAGGAAUACAAGGAGGUACUGCAAACAAUCGACAUACAACUACUAAACAAGGCUACUGAUUACGAAAUUCAGUGGCACUUCAACGCGCCAGCUUAUCCCUCAGCUGGUGGCCUUUGGGAGGCCGCUGUUAAAAGUUUGAAACACCAUCUACGACGAGUGAUGGGAGAACAAAGGCUCACAUACGAGGAGUUCAUCACACUUCUUCAUCAGAUUGAGGCCUGUCUCAACUCGCGGCCCCUACUGGUUGUGAGUGAAAGCCAAGAUGAUGAGUAUCUUUCACCGGGACACUUCCUAGUUGGUGGACCGCUUAUAACACGUCCACAAACGGAUCCCGAACAAGUGAACUUGACCACAAGAUGGCAGAUGGUCCAGGCAAUGAAUAAACAAUUCUGGAAGAAAUGGUCAUCUGAUUACCUACAACAACUUCAAGUUCGUUCUAAGUGGAUAACACCCUCAAAAAACAUUGAAGUGGAUGAAAUCGUUCUAAUCAAGGACGAAAACCUGCCGCCUGGCAAGUGGGCAAUGGGCAGAGUAAUCGAGGUACAUCCGGGCAAGGACGGAUACGUCCGUGUGGUAUCCGUAAAAACUAAAAAUGGGAUUAUGAAGAGACCUAUUUUAAAAUUAACAACCUUACCCGUGAAAGAUGAAUGUACACAAAAAUCAACAAAUGACGCUCAAACACCGACAUGUGAUGACGUCACAACCGCCGACGCGCACUCAAACCAACGACAAAGGCGUGCGACGAGAAAAUCUACAGCUUCAUUUAUUACGAUGGCGAUGAUGCUGUUCAUGGCCUUCUUCAUACCUGCACAGUGCUCAUACAACAUAUCAACAUUUGACGACCACCAAAAUAUUUAUUUCGAUAAGAUGUAUGAGAUGAAUCUUAUUCGAGAUGAAUGGAAGUUAAUCGUGUACUAUAACAUGAGUACCUACUGGUCAGCAUUACAUCACGUGGAGAGUUACGUCAAUCACUUAGAAGAGUACCUACACACUGCCAUGCUGCCAACUCAAUACAAAAGCAUCAUGAUGAGUAUCUUUCACCGGGACACUUCCUAG
Ostrinia furnacalis (Asian corn borer) is the source of this 3333-nucleotide messenger RNA. RefSeq lists its product as uncharacterized. Gene Ontology annotation, molecular function: nucleic acid binding. Bases 1 to 3333 code for a protein of 1110 amino acids. The record is from RefSeq and is a predicted model, not a curated record. Gene Ontology annotation, biological process: DNA integration. NCBI's taxonomy places the organism in Eukaryota, Metazoa, Arthropoda, Insecta, Lepidoptera, Crambidae. The transcript has 2 exons.